Molecule: messenger RNA, 993 nt
Organism: Sebastes umbrosus (honeycomb rockfish)
Lineage: Eukaryota; Metazoa; Chordata; Actinopteri; Perciformes; Sebastidae
Gene: spx
Product: spexin hormone
Exons: 6
Coding region: 464-826 (120 amino acids)
Molecular function (GO): neuropeptide hormone activity
Source: RefSeq, a predicted model, not a curated record
AAGAAAAAGAAAAAAUGAAAAAAGAAAAAAUAAUAUAUAUAUAUAUAUAAAUAUAAAAGAAAAAACCAAGAAAAAAAAAAAACCUCCUCAACUGGCUGGGCAUGGGCCAAGCUGCCUCAACACCAACUGGGCUCCUCCUCCAUCUCCUCUCUCCUCCCUCCAGUGAUCCUCUGGAUAGAAAAGGGCAGAAGCCCUGAGCCAUCAAACCAGGCUCACCAAUUUACGAGUAAAAUCACCUUGCAGCAAGUAGCCUGAACCUUUGACUCCUUAUUCUCCUCCUCCUCUCUGCUGGACUCCAGACUCCUUCUCCUCUCUGCUGGACUCCAGGCUCCCAGGAUCUCUCUGCUGGACUCCAGGCUCCCAGGAUCUCUCUGCUGGACUCCAGACUCCUUCUCCUCUCUGCUGGACUCCAGGCUCCCAGGAUCUUUCUGCUGGACUCCAGGCUCCCAGGAUCUCUGACACCAUGAAAGGUUUGAGGACCAUCACUUUAACUUACCUACUCACCCUGUUACUGCUGGCAUCGUUCUUCUCUCAGUCGUGGAGCGCACCGAAGGGCUCCUUCCAACGGAGGAACUGGACCCCGCAGGCGAUGCUGUACCUGAAGGGCACCCAAGGACGAAGGUUCAUCUCAGAGGACCGAAAAGAAGGAGACGUCUACGACACGUUACACUUAGAGACCCGCAGUCAGAACACAGAGAAGCUGAGCGUGGACCAGGCCGCCACCGUCCUGCUCAACUUCCUGCAGCAGGCCAGAGAGGGAGCCGAUGAGAACCCAGAUGAGGUGUAUUUCCAGGAUCUGCCGGUGUGGAAGAGAGAAUACUUCUGAUGGUACAUUUCUAAAGCUGUCGUUGUUUUUGAAUCUGAAUCUCUGAGUUGGGUUCUGUGUGACGGAGAAGAACAGCUGCUUUUUUGUAAAUAUAAAUUCUCUGACGAUGUUUAAAAUGUGUGAUGUUUUAAUAAAAAUAGUUUGAAUUCAUUCAUUCACUAUUGGUC